UUAGGGAAAGAACCAAAUCUUCCAUGGCCUUGCAUGCGCCAUCUCUUCCAAUGCAUGAACCGUGUGUGGAGCACAGGAAAUAGUUCCCAUCGCAACUGCCCACGUUCAUGAGUGGUUUGUAAUUGCGUGGCAGACAUUCCAGAAUCAGAUCCUACGGGAGAAAACUAAGAAGUUCCUAUAAUUGGGUUCGGGUGAGCUAGCGGAGUUAUCCUGUGAACGAGCUUCCCCUGUUCGGAGGAAUGUUGGCCUACUGCCAGAUUAAUCGCAGAAUUACAUUGCCCGGAGCAAAGUGCCACGUGAACUAAUACUGGGAGAGAAAGGAGUUGGUUAUCAUUUUUAUUUCACCUUGAUCAGUUUCUCACAGUUUGAAAGGUCAGGAAUCUUCAGCGCGUGAAUUUGACCCAGCUCUUUAUGUAGCUCUUUUCGGAGCAUUGGUGUGCAGCCAUUGCUGGAAGGGCAGAAGAGUGCACAUUCGCGGCAGAAAGGUGAUGUCAGGUGGAUGUGAGCCUCGAUUCAAGUUCUAGGCCCUUAUGUGUGAGCGAGUCAAAAACCUGAUGUGGUCAUAUUCAUGAAUGAGAGAAUUUGUGGGGGAGUAUCGGAGCAGUGAAGUUGCAGGCUUACCGUUUUCCUGCAUUUACAAAUUACAGAAGAGCCUACACUGGUACAAAGUCCAAUGCUCAGAGUUGGUAGUGUUGGUUUGUUUCUAGUUAAGGAAUAGUUGGGCUUUGCAUUCGACCUUCUUCUCUGUACAAUUGCUUACUUCUACAAUCCAGCUGCCUCCGAGAGUUUGCACACGAAUCUACUCGGAGUACUUUGAGAAUGUGACAUUGCAAUCGAAGGAGGUGCGAUAGACUCCAUGGCUCCACCUGUAGAUUGGUCUAGAGGAGCUUGUUAGGAUUGCAUGAAUGCCAUGGCCGCAGCAGUCACACACAGUCUACUUAGAAAAUCACGCCGUUUAGGAGGGUCAGUGUGAGGCCAUGAUGUAGAUUAGAACUCUAGCACGAUGGACACGAAGGAUGUAAUGGAUGGCGGUAUACACCAUCACAGAAUGAAGUGUGAAAUAGGAGAGAGGGAAAAGGUCAAUGGCGUCUUAAGGCAGUGUGAAGAGCACGAUGGCGAUGGAAAGAAGACGAAGAAGAGGAAGAAAGCUCUUGCAGGGGAAAGGAGGAUCGUCGUCGGUAUGAAGCUCGCCGCGGCGUACCGAGAGGUUUUAACGUGGACCAUUGUCAAGGUUGCGCACCCCGGUGAUCUUGUGAUUGCUCUCCACGUUGCUCCCUUCCCAUCACAGUCAGGUUCCAGGGGUGACAAUGUCUGGGCAGAUCAACAACAAUUGACGAGCGCUUUGCACACCAUCCUGGCAGUGUACGAAGGCCUCUGCAAUCUCAAACAAAUCAAACUGCAGCUCGAGAUUGUAAACGGGAUCAAGGUGAGGAAAACACUCGUGGAGGAGGUGCGCAACUACGAGGCGUACAAAUUGAUUCUGGGGACAACCAGGCAGCAUGCAGCGGGCUGGAGUGCAUCGCUUGGAAAGUACUGUACAAAGCGACUCCCGUCCACAUGCUCGGUGGUAGUUUUCGAUCAGUGGAAAAUUAUGUUUGAAAGAAGGGGCACACGGAUUGCAACAUCUGGGCCCUCGAUGAUGAAAAUUCUGCGACAGAGUGUUAAAAGCAUAGGGAAGAGCAGGAAAGAGUCCAUUGCGACAUCACGCUUUGAUGAUGACGGCACUGUGUCCACACAUUCAACAACGACCACCGCAACUGGGACGAAGGACGCCAAUUCUAGAGAAUGCGAUGACCGUGUCACUGUUAAUGACUCUGAUUGUGCUUCGUCAUCGAGUUCAACGAUGUUGCAUGAAGACCCGGUCGGAUCGAGGUCGAAGUCACGCUCAGCAUCGCCGAUCAGUGUCCUCCCACCCAAUCGACUGGAGAGCGCAUUGUCUAAUUUUGAGGCCUUUCGUUUAUCGUAUUCGAAGCGUCGAUUAGAGGGUUCGAUUUCGAAACGGACGAGCUCCUUGAGAGUUGAGAAACAAAAUCUGCAGCAGCUUUGUGGCGGUGAAGGUGAGGGCGAUGAAGACGACUCUAUCGAAGAGUUGGACCCUUAUCCUACAGGAGCAUACAAUUCUGACAAUGAAUCAAGAUGUUCGGCGCCAGUGCUCACUGAGAAGAUUGUUGAACAGGCCAUAACAUCCUCUGAGACUAACGAGACCACACCGAGAACAUGGCCCCUCGCGCAUCACUCUCUCAGCGGUGACGAAAUAUCGAACAGCGUGUCAUCUUCUGAAACCGUAACAAUUUCUGAGAUUGAGGAGCCCAUCCAAAGAGGUUGGCCCCUCAUGCAUCGUUCAAUAAGACGUGAAAGCUUGAACUUGUCCUUCGGUCCAACGCUUGACCGAAGCAUGUCAGUUGUAAAUUGGGCAUUGCAACUGCCGGAGCGAAGAGGAAAAUGUACAGAUAGAGGGUGUGUAACCAAAGAACAUUGGAAAGGUGUCAAUUACUCUACCUAUAUGCAAUCUGGCAGUGAGGAUAGAUUCUAUACCGCUCAAGUCAGAUUUUCCUUAAGCCUGCCGCACAUCAGGACACCCACAAUGGGAAGAUUCGAGCCCGAUCGAUUAGUGUCGUUAACAUUCCAAAUCAAUCAAUUAUGUCGAGGCCGCCCGCGAGUGUUUACUUACGAAGAGAUUGACGCAGCAACGUCGAGCUUUUCUUCAAGUAAUUUGAUCGGAAUAGGUGGAGGGAGUCAAGUAUUCCGUGGCCAGACAUCUGAGGGCCGGCUUGUGGCUGUCAAGCUAUUAAAUCAAGGGCGACCACAAGCACAGGAGGAGCUUCUCAACGACAUUGCGAUAAACAGCUCACUAAAACACCGCCACAUUGUUGCACUGCUCGGCUAUUCGGUGGACGAAAGGCAUCUCAUCCUUGUUUAUGAAUUUCUUCCGAAUGGGAACUUGGACGACCACCUCCACGGUGGGAAAGAUUCAGCUGUGAUUCCUUGGGAAGUGCGCCACAAAAUUGCUAUCGGAAUCGCCCGGGCCUUGGACUACCUUCACGAUGGGUGCCCCCGGCCAGUUGUGCACAGGGACGUGAAGGCGUCGAAUAUUUUAUUGACAUCAACCUUUGACGCUCAGCUGUCAGAUUUUGGACUGGCGAAGUGGGCCCCAACCGACAUUCCAUUCAUUCGGUGUAACGAUGUAGUCGGCACGUUUGGCUAUUUGGCACCCGAGUAUUUCAUGUAUGGAAGAGUGAACGAGAAAACCGACGUGUACUCAUUUGGUGUGGUUCUUCUCGAGCUCCUUACUGGUCGGCAGUCGAUUGACACAACUAGGCCAAAAGGCAAAGAAAACCUCGUUCUAUGGGCGCGGCCACUACUGGAGGAGAAAAACAUCGAUAUAUUGGCGGAUCCCCGACUUUCUGGUGAAUUUGACGUCGACGAAUUUAUAAGCAUGAUGCUUUCAUCUGCUCUCUGCAUCAGCCACUCUGCUCACCGAAGACCACAGAUGAGCAAGAUACUCAAAAUCUUGUCUGGAGAAGGCGAAAAUCUUGGCUACUGGCCCCGGCGAGAACUUACCAACAAUUCCAUAGACAUGGAUGAAGCUGGCAACAAUUUGGUGGAUGGGGCUGCAAACUUCGGUGCUACAGAUAUCCAAACGCACUUGGCGCUUGCCAUGCUCGGGGUUGAUGAUGGAAUCGACGAUGAGUCUUCACUCCAUGACCAUGACCCAAGUGGGACGCUUGCUCCACAUUCCAGUGCCUACCUCGAGGAGUAUCUAAAGGGUCGAUAUAGUCGGUCGACAAGCUUCAACAUUUGAACAUUCUCUCUAUACUAUACAGCAGAGGGAUCGUGUCCGAGGAUUUGAUUCAGUCUAGACGAUAAGCAGAAGCUGUACGUCGGAAUGAUUAGUAAAUCCUCGAACAUGAUCUUUCUGCUUACCAAACUCGAUUUCUCCCACUUGUUGCAAGCUUUGUGGUGCUUCAUCGGGGUAUUUCAUGAGGGUAUGCAACCCCCUCCCUGUUACGCAGGAGAGUCGCCCCAGUCUUCCCCGAUGACUCCAAAGUUAAAAAGCUUCAUGGAACUGAUUCCAGAGAUAAUCUUUUCAAUGAAUCAUGGAACUUGAUCCCGGAACAAAAAUACUAAUUUCACAGAUA
Physcomitrium patens is the source of this 4139-nucleotide messenger RNA. NCBI's taxonomy places the organism in Eukaryota, Viridiplantae, Streptophyta, Bryopsida, Funariales, Funariaceae. The record is from RefSeq and is a predicted model, not a curated record.